AAUUUACAGUGGCAUAGAUGGUCAUGCUGGGUAGCAUAAAACGUGCCACAUCCCAGUCAGUGUUGGGUUCCAUGGCACUUUUUCGAUCAUCCAAAAGGUUCCUCAUCUCCGAUCUCCUCCUUCCCCUCACAGAAUCUUCUUCGAUAUCCCUUAAUCCUUCGUCAAGUUCAAAUUUUCACCACCAUUACCCCAAACCCACAAUCCAAUUUCCCUAUGGGUCUCCAAAAAACACCACAUUGGCCUUCCACACGGCCCAACCUAGGUCCACCUCCAACGCCGAAGCAAUCUGCAGAAUCUUAUCCAACUCCCGCGACUCCACCGUCGCUGCCUCUCUCGCUGCUGUUGUGGUGAAUCCCUCGCCGGAGCUCGUCCUCGAGGUCUUGAACAAACUCAGCAAUGCCGGUACCCUUGCGCUUUCGUUCUUCCGUUGGGCCGAGAAGCAAGGCGAGUUCAAACACACCACAGAGACCUUUCACGCAUUGAUCGAAGCACUGGGUAAGAUCAGACAGUUCAAAUUGAUUUGGACUUUGAUCGACGACAUGAAGCAACGAAAGUUGCUGACUUCUGACACUUUUGCCCUCGUUGCUCGGCGAUACGUGCGAGCACGGAAGGUCAAGGAAGCAACCGAGACAUUUGAGAAGAUGGAGCGGUACGGUCUGAAGCCGCAUGUAUCGGAUUUCAAUAGGUUGAUCGAUGUGUUGUGUAAAUCGAAGUGUGUUGAGAAGGCGCAUGAGGUGUUUGAUAAAAUGAGGCACUUAGGGUUGGACCCCGAUAUCAAGUCCUACACCAUUUUGCUAGAAGGGUGGAGUCAGCUGCAGAACUUGAUCAAACUCAAUGAAUUGUGUAGGGAAAUGGAGGAUAAAGGUUUUCAGAUUGAUGUUGUUGCGUAUGGAAUAAUCAUCAAUGCGUAUUGCAAGGCUAAGAAAUUUGAUGAAACCAUUGGGUUGUACCAUGAGAUGAAAGCUAAGGGUCUGAGGCCCAGUCCCCAUGUGUAUUGUACUUUGAUUAAUGGUUUGGGUUCAGAUAAGAGAUUGAACCAAGCUCUUGAGUUUUUUGAGGCAUCUAAGGCUAGUGGCUUUGCACCGGAGGCUCCCACCUACAAUGCUGUUGUUGGGGCUUAUUGCUGGUCUUUGCGUAUGGAUGAUGCGUAUAGGAUGGUUGGCGAGAUGAAAAAGUGUGGAAUUGGUCCAAAUUCUCGAACUUUUGAUAUUAUACUUCAUCAUCUUAUAAAGGGUCGUAGGAUUGAAGAAGCUUGCUCGGUUUUUCACAGAAUGGGUGGCGAGUUUGGGUGUGAGCCGAGUGUGAGCACGUAUGAGAUCAUGGUGAGAAUGUUUUGUAAUGAACAGAGAUUGGAUAUGGCGAUGGCAGUUUGGGAUGAGAUGAAAGAGAAGGGAAUUCUUCCUGGAAUGCACAUGUUCUCCACGUUGAUCUGUUCCUUGUGCCAUGAAAGUAAGUUGAAUGAUGCGUGUAAGUACUUUCAAGAAAUGUUAGAUGUGGGUAUUCGGCCUCCUGCCAAAAUGUUCAGCACCUUGAAGGAAGCUCUGGUUGAUGCGAGGAUGGAGCAUAUUGCCAUGCAUUUUGCUUUGAAAAUUGAUAAACUCAGGAAGUCUCCAUUGGUUGCUUGACACAAAGGUACACACAAUAAUAUAUCAGGAAUUGGUGGUGUGAAUUUUUCAUGUGAUCGUGAGAAAUUUGUGUCUCUGUCUUGGUAAACGUUUGUUCACUGGAGAUGGAUAUGAUGUUCUUGCACGACAGUGUAUGUGAGGAAUCUGUUCAUAUCGUUUUGAGACAUUUUAUAUAUGAAUGGGGUUCUUCAGAAGGAAUUUGUGCA
Messenger RNA from Vigna unguiculata (cowpea), 1831 nucleotides. RefSeq names its product Tetratricopeptide repeat (TPR)-like superfamily protein. NCBI's taxonomy places the organism in Eukaryota, Viridiplantae, Streptophyta, Magnoliopsida, Fabales, Fabaceae. Gene Ontology annotation, molecular function: protein binding. The record is from RefSeq and is a predicted model, not a curated record.